AUGAAAGACAGAAACUUUGUUCCCGCGGUUUUAUUGCUCUGUUUCUGUGUUCUGUUGAGUUCAGUGACGUCGAGAGUGUUGCAGAGUGAUGAUAAAGGUGAUGAGUUGAAGAGUUACAUAAGUUGGGAAGACAUGAGAGUUGUGGAAGAUGUUGGAACAAAGAGGAGUUUCAGCGCUAAGGUGAACGAUAAUAAUUUGGUUAACCAAGAAAACAGUUUGGCGGCUUUAAACGCGAGCAGAGUAAUAGUGGUUGAUAAGAGGGGAAGAGGAGACUCUGUUACAGUUCAAGGAGCUGUUGAUAUGGUUCCUGAUUCCAAUUCUCAGAGAGUUAAAAUCUUAAUUCUUCCUGGCGUUUACAGGGAGAAGGUGAUAGUGCCGAGGACAAAACCGUACGUUUCGUUCAUAGGCAAUGAAAGUUACGCAGAAUACACAGUCAUUACAUGGAGCGAUAAGUCUUCAGACCCUUAUGGCAACGGUACUGAACUCGGCACUUACAGAACCGCCACUGUUGCAAUCGACUCUGAUUUCUUCUGUGCCACUGCCAUUACUUUCGAGAACACGGUGGUGGCAGAGGCGGGAGAAGAAGGGAAGCAAGCGGCAGCGCUAAGGGUGACAGGGGAUAAAGCAAUGUUCUAUAAAGUUAGGGUAUUGGGAUCACAAGACACUCUUAAUGAUGCAACUGGUUCUCACUACUUUUACCAAUGCCACAUCCAAGGAAGUGUAGACUUCAUCUUCGGCAACGCCAAGUCGCUUUACCAGGACUGUGAUAUCCGCUCAACAGCGAAGAGAUUUGGCGCCAUUGCAGCUCACCAUAGGAGUGAAGAGAAUGAUGAUACUGGUUUCUCCUUUGUGAACUGUGACAUUGGAGGAACCGGGAAGGUUUACUUGGGCAGAGCUUGGGGAAACUACUCGAGGACUGUUUAUUCAAACUGUUACCUAGCUGAUAUCAUCACUCCUGUGGGAUGGAGUGACUGGGACGAUACUGACAGACAAAGUAAAGUGCUGUUCGGGGAGUAUAAUUGCAGGGGAAGAGGAGCAGAGAGAAAAAGUAGAGUACCGUGGUCAAAGAGUCUUACCCAAGAUGAAGUGAAGCCUUUUCUUGGGAGAGAGUUUAUAUAUGGAGAUCAAUGGCUCAGACUCUAAAACACUUUUGUUAGAAAGAAAAACUGACAAGGGUACUGUUUAGCUAACAGAAGAUGAUGAUGACCUAAUCAUACUUUAGUUUACAUGUGUAAUUAGUACUAAAUCUGCGCG
Messenger RNA from Eruca vesicaria subsp. sativa (arugula), 1254 nucleotides. Lineage: Eukaryota; Viridiplantae; Streptophyta; Magnoliopsida; Brassicales; Brassicaceae. The record is from the annotation of a GenBank genome assembly.